This is a messenger RNA of Osmia lignaria (orchard mason bee), 9440 nucleotides long. RefSeq names its product A disintegrin and metalloproteinase with thrombospondin motifs 9. Gene Ontology annotation, biological process: proteolysis; extracellular matrix organization. The record is from RefSeq and is a predicted model, not a curated record. NCBI's taxonomy places the organism in Eukaryota, Metazoa, Arthropoda, Insecta, Hymenoptera, Megachilidae. Gene Ontology annotation, molecular function: zinc ion binding; metalloendopeptidase activity. Gene Ontology annotation, cellular component: extracellular matrix.
UCGCGUUCAGUCGGUGCGUGCUAGCGGCUCGGGUCGGUCGUUUCCAGUAUCCUGUAUCGUUCUCGCUCUCUUUACACAAUUAGCCGCUUCGUGCUUUAAACGCGUGUUUCAUUAAUGGUUUUCUCUAUAAAAUUAUUAAAUUCUCUGUGAAAAAUUCACGGUGCAACGUCUGGUAGUGAGACGAAAGCCACUCUAUGAUUCCGGCAGACGAUACCAAUCCUGGCUCCACGAUCAGGAAUUAACAAGGAUUCUAUUUAACCAUCGAACAACCCACGAUCCCCCCCGAAUGUCAGACCAUCAAACACCACCAUCGUCAAAUCCAUUUCAUCGUGUACCUUAACAAGUGCUCUGUCCAGGAUAAUUCAACCUGGAGAAUGACUACUUUUUAACGAAAGAAUCUCACCGAAUCAGAUGUUGAGCGUGCUGAUGGUGUAACAACAAGGUCCAAGGUAUCGGGCAUCGGAGAUAACGACAUCUCGAAGUAGAUAUCUCGCGGUGCAAGGCGAAUCGAAGAUCGUACGUGCCUCUUAAUGGGCAUUCCGCGGAUCCUGGUUGGAUUUAGCUGGCUGGAAACAGGAUUCAAAGAGGAGCCUUGAGAUUUCAAGUUGAAGAGGUACUCUAUGGGCGCUCGAGGGUGGCGAAUGACCCCCUGCUACCACGAACGGACGAAAAUGAUCGACUGACCGUUCGAGUGUAACCAAAAAGGUUCAAUCUUCAGUGGUGGAUAUCGAAUAAGAAGCGAGUAAAUGUGUUCAGCCGGCAGAGGAGUCGUAGACAUGUCGCGAAUCUCCAAUCGCGCCUCAACUAUCGCUGCCAUACUGAGUAUAUUGCUGCUCGUUGUGUUCCUGGUGGUGUUGUGGACUGGUAUACGCACCAGCAACAGCCGAGCUUCCGGUAUAGAGACUUUCGAUGGAUUCUGGAAGGAGAUUUUGAACGAGACUACCACUGGACGGGCUGUCUUCGAUGAGGAGAGCUUCAGCAAUGAAGUGAUACCUGACAUAAAAAAGACUUCAAGAGAACAAAAUGACAUCUCGAACGAUGCUUCUUCCAUGCAUCCUGACUUGGAGUAUGUCAGUUUAAAGAAGAUCAGUGAAAAUCAGUAUGAAGAUCCUCCCGACGAAUUUUCCACAGCGAAAAGGCACCACAGUGGUCAUUUUCGUCACCGCACAGCGGAAGUAUGGGAUCCUCAUCCCCAAUACGAGUUCACUGCCUUUGGAAGAAGAUUCCGUUUGCGUCUCGCCCACGAUACCAGCUUCGUAUCGCCAAAUAUCAGAAUUACUCAUAUGACUGAGAAUGGAACGAGAAAGGAGCAUCCAGGCCACGAACUUGGCUGUUUUUACAGCGGAACUGUAGACGACGAUCCCUCUUCCGUUGUCAGUGUCAGUCUUUGCCAUGGAAUGACGGGCCACGUGAGAACGUCGACGGGAAGCUACAUAAUUAAGCCGGUCGAGUCGUGGCAAGAGAAUGACAAGGAUCCUCGCGAGUUUUCGCUGCAGCAUGCCAUCCAAAGGAUACGAUCACCCAACGCAGACCACCCGAACAAUGACGAGAAAAAAUCUAGGACUCACAGUUGCGCAGUGAUUGAUGACGACACACCAACGCCCAUUUUGGACGACAUGGACGGAAGUCAAAUUUAUGUUGGUGGACGAACACGAAGACGUAGAUCACUGACGGAAAAGACGGCUUUGGAUCAUUCCCAAAUCAACGAAUCGUACGAACAAUUUAUAGGAAACAACGAGGAGCAUCGAAAUUUUAUACGAAACGACAGAUACUACUCGGUGGAAAGGAGACGAAACGAAGCGAGCGAAGAGUACAGUCAAGACUCGGAUAUGGAAUCGGAUCCCUUCGUGACUUGGAGACCACGAAGAGCCUUGCCACGUGAAUAUUUCAUCGAGAUCAUGGUGGCGGCUGAUGCCGAGAUGGUCAGGUACCAUGGAAAGGGUUUAUUCAGCUACAUUUUGGUGCUGAUGAGUAUGGUGUCACGUAUAUACAAGGAUCGGUCCAUUGGCAAUCCGAUAAACAUAUCGGUGAUGAAAAUUAUACCAACCGAUAAAAUGUUCGGUGCCAGGCACACUGUCAGCGAAGGGAUCGCAGCGGCUGAUAUGUUGGAGAGAUUUUGUCAUUGGCAGAAAAACAACAAUCCUGACGAACCAUCGCGAGAACAUCACGACCUUGCUUUGCUUUUAACUAGGGAAAAUCUGUGUCAUCCCGAGGAAUCAAGUUGCGACACUUUAGGUCUAGCUAAAUUGGGUCGUAUGUGUUCUCCAAUAUCGUCCUGUGCUAUUGUUCAAGAUAAUGGUCUUGCUGCUGUCUUUACGAUCGCUCAUGAAAUUGGUCACGUAUUCAAUAUGCCUCACGACGAUGAAGCCAAGUGCGAAGGUUUCCGUAAUCACUCUGGUUUUCAUCACGUCAUGUCCAGGAUGCUGAAUGCCCAAACCUUCCCUUGGGAAUGGUCCAACUGUUCCAGACACUACGUCACCGAAUUCCUCGAGGCCGGCUACGGUAACUGCCUGUUGGACGAGCCAGAUAUAACAAUGGAAGGGGAAGACGUGAGCAGACUUCCUGGAGAAGAUUUCUCUGGUAACAAGCAAUGCGAACUCGUGUUUGGACCCGGAUCAUGGAUUUGUUCCGACAUGGUAAGUGACGUGUGCAAGACAUUAUGGUGCCACGUACCGCAUAGUGUGAGAUGUCGUACCAGUUAUUCCCCAUGGGCUGAUGGGACGGUAUGCGGCGAAAACCGAUGGUGUCAUCGAGGCAAGUGCGUAUCCCGUAUAAAUCUGCAACCGGUGGAUGGCCAAUGGGGCGAAUGGGGACGUUACGGGGAAUGCUCGCGUACCUGCGGUGGCGGUAUCAAGAAGAAAUAUCGCGAGUGCAACAAUCCUCCUCCGCAAAACUAUGGGAAAUACUGUGUCGGUGAACGCGUCAAGUAUCGUAGCUGCGCCACCAAGGAGUGUCCAGGAAAUCAUGAUUUCAGGGAACAGCAGUGCUCGCAAUUCGACAACAACAACCUGAACAUACUGAACCUGACCAAAGACGUUAAAUGGCACGCGAAGUACAGGGGAAUAUUGCCUCCGGAACGUUGCAAAUUGUACUGCCAAGUGGCGAGCAAUCAGUAUUACAUGCUACGAGAGAAGGUGAUCGACGGAACACCAUGCGGACGGGACACCUUUCACGUAUGCGUGAAUGGACACUGCAAAGCAGCGGGAUGCGAUCACGUUUUAAACUCGACCGCGGAACUGGAUAUCUGCGGGGUUUGCAAGGGUGACAAUUCCACUUGCCAGAGGAUCACUGGAUCUUAUAAUUCUACGGAGUUCGGGUACACCAGGGUGGCGAAGAUUCCUGCCGGAAGCAAGGAUAUCGAUAUCAGGCAACACGGAUGGCUAGGGAUGGGUGACGAUAACAAUUACCUUGCUCUACGACUUGGAGAAGGUGGUGAAUAUAUACUAAAUGGUAACUUCAUGGUGAUGCCUCAGAAGAUUAUUAUUCGACCUGGCCUCACCAUCGAGUACAGUGGUCCUGUAUCUCCUGUUGAACGUCUCAAUACCUCCGAACCAAUUGACACUGACUUAAUUUUAGAAGUAUUAUCAGUGUUUAAUUUAUACCCACCACAAAUAACAUACGAGUACACAGUGCCUAAGCACAUUUUGCAUAGUUACACAUGGAUCCUUAGCGAUUGGUCCGAGUGCACUCAUACUUGUCAAGGAAUGAAAUAUAGAAAAGCAGAAUGCAGGAGUACCGAGAACAAGGACGUCGUUCCUGAUGACUAUUGUCAUAAUACAGAGAAACUGAGAGAAGAAAGUCAGAUUUGUAACAAUCAUUGUACUCUGAAAUGGGAAAUCACCUCAGUGUCCGAGUGCUCCAGUCAGUGUGGUCCAGGAACUCGCACAGUGACCUCCAGGUGCCUACAGAAGCUCAUAAACUCGGAUCAUCCACCUCGUCCAAUUCCAACAAGAGCAUGCGCACAUCUUCCACGACCAAGUGAGAAGGAACCUUGCAUAGGACCCUGUGCAAAUGUCCAUUGGAAUUAUAGUAAAUGGAGCACUUGUAGUGUUACCUGUGGAGGUGGUGUUCAAUAUAGAACAGCAGUCUGUGUGGAUUCAAAUUGGAGACGUGUAUCAGAUGAGAGUUGUGCAAGGCAAGAAAAGCACCUGAAAAGGAUAUGUGGACAGGACCCGUGUCCUCAAUGGGACUUGGGAAAAUGGCACUCUUGUUCUGUGACCUGUGGCAUUGGCAAACGACAUAGAGAUUAUUUGUGUCACGUGGAGAACCGCAUUGUGCCACACAGUUAUUGCGGUGAUCCACCUCCUGGAGUUGUUGAAGUUUGCAAUGCUGGACCUUGUGAACAAUGGCAAGCUGGCAUUUGGAGUCCAUGUUCUGUCACUUGCGGCGAAGGCAUCAAACGAAGGAAAGUAAUUUGCAAACAUUCUGAUAGAUCAAUCAGUGAUAAAUGUCCCCCUUCUGAGAAACCUGAAGAUACCACAAUCUGUAUACUUAAACCCUGUCCAACAGUGGUGAAUGAACCACCAAUUAAAUAUUCUUCUGAUCCACCCCAUGGAAUUCAUUCCCAACAAAACAAUGAAGUUUAUGACAUAACUUUCCGUUCUGGAUAUAAAUGGCAUGGAUCGCAGAAAGAGUGUUCCAGGCCAUGUAUUGGAGGUUACAUGCAUACAAUGGUAAAAUGUAUUUCCAUUGAAACAGAAAUAAUUGCUCCUGACCAUUAUUGCGAUAGGAAGGAGAAACCACCUACCAUGAUUCCUUGCAAUCGUCAUCGCUGUCCCAUAUGGAAUACUGGUGAUUGGAGUCAGUGCGACGUAGAAUGUGGAACGGGUUUCCAACAUCGUCAGGUUCGUUGCCAAAGUCCGCGUGGUGAGAUAUUAGCUGAUGAACGCUGCCACGAUAGCGAGAAACCGGAAAUAGUGAAGACGUGCCGGAAGAGUCCUUGCAUCACUGGUCCUACGGAUCGGAAGAACCGAUUGGAAACAAAUAUUUUCCGCAAAUGGAAAGUUUCUAGUUGGACUCCUUGCUCGAAAUCGUGUGGUAGCGGACUACAGAGACGAAGAGUCGAGUGCACUAUGAGGAGAGGAAACCAUGGACCGGAAGUGACUGUUAAGGACGAGCAGUGCUCGAGACUUGGCUUGUCCAAGCCAAGAUCACAGAGGCCCUGCAGACGUGUCGCCUGUGACUAUAUUUGGCAGGAAGGACCUUGGUCUGAGUGUUCGGCACAAUGUGGUGAAGGUAUUCAAAGUCGAGCGGUGACCUGCCAUCGAGCCAAUCAUCAUGGAAUGAUCGAUCCAACACCCACUGAUAACUGCCCAAUGGAUCAGAAACCAAGUAGCCAACAAACUUGCAAAUUGAGAGAAUGCGACGAUAAGUAUUAUUGGACUACUGGCCAAUGGACAAAGUGUAGUCACACAUGCGGUCAAAAGGGUCGUCAAACUCGAAAAUUAUUCUGCCACGAUGAAACAGGUAAGAAGGUAGCUCGCGUGAACUGUCCUAGGGAGUUCAAGCCACAGCGGAAACGGAAGUGCAACCAACGAAAGUGUUAUCCGAUGUCCUGUCUGGAAGCGAAGAAGUAUUACAAGACAACUAAAGACAGCGAGUAUCCAUUGAUCAUUGGUGGAAGGAGCAUGUCGAUCUAUUGCCAUGAAAUGUCCACUUCUGAGCCGAAAGAGUAUUUAACAUUGCGAUCUAGUUUCUGGGAGAAUUAUGCCGAGGUGUAUGACAAGAGCUUGUUACAUCCUCAUACUUGCCCGUACAAUGGAGAAAGAAACGAUAGCUGCAACUGUGCUACUGUUAAUGGCACCAUUUCCGGGAAAACAAUAUACAGGAGGAUACGAAUCGAUCCUGUAAAACUUUAUGUCAUAGAUAAUGAUUACACGUUUUCGUGGACCAAUGGUACGAAUCCCGUGAAAUAUGGCACAGCCGGUGAUUGCUAUAGCCAGGCAGAGUGUCCUCAAGGUCGUUUUAGUAUUAAUUUAAGUGGAACCCAAUUCAAAUUAUCGUCGGAUGUUGUCUGGCCGAGAAGGAUGGGAUCGGUUGUAGAAAUUAAUAAAAUUAAUAGUCAACGGGUCCUUGGAAAAUGUGGAGGCUACUGUGGCUAUUGCAGUCCGAAACCUGGAUUGAAACUAGACGUUUUACCACCCUAGUCCUUAAUUUGGGGAGUUCAGUAAUCUCCAAGUGCCUGUAGAGUACAGCUUUCGACAGGUAGAAAUUCCACUAAUGGAUUCGAGCGCAUCGCAAAAGACUGGUUCGGGAUAUACAAGAUGAAAUCAACCACCUGUUACCAGAACCGAUUCCUUCAUUUCGAGGUUCAAAUUAUUCGCUUAAAACGUUACUAGUCUGUGUAAUUAUUUCCAACAGCGAAUUGUUCGCACGAAAAAUUGUGACUGAACGUUCGAAACGGACUCGCAGAACCAAGAUACAAGAAGAGGCACUGACGAUCUACCUGAAGGGUAAAGAAUAAAUAAUUAAUGAUCAUAUACAUAUAUAUAUAUCAUUCGACGAUCAGCAUUUAAACUUCUAUAGUGUUGUGUAUUGAAUGUAAGAGCUUUCGUUCGAGAGCAACCUAUUAGAAUAUAGGUUUUUGAGUUGGAAACCUGAAGAGGAGAUACCAUUUAGGGGUAUUUUAAGGGUGCUCGAUAAAUUUCGAACGAAUCUAUUCUUCAAGAUGGAAUUACUCCAAGGGGAUGAAUAGUCAAAAGAAAGAGAGAGGUAUCCUCGAUUAAAAAUAAACUCAGUGAAACUGGAUUUCUUUUCACUAUGGUAAAUCACAAUUACAAAAAUAUUAAUUAACGAUGAGUGGUCGAUUUCAGUAGCGAAGGGUCGACAAACGAAAGAAGUAGGAUCAAGAAUAAAGCUUUCGUCUUCCCAGAAAUAUUCAUCGGAUUCUUUUACACUUUUAAUCCAGUUAAGAGUUCCAUUUAGGUAUGUAAGUAACUUAAUGUCCGGUAAGAAUUGCAGUAUUCGUAUUGUUUAUACUCGUUGAAACAUCAUGACUGCCCGAAAUUAUUUAUCGAAGAGAAAGGGAAAUAAUUAAGGAACGUUCAUAUUGACACGCGACUGAAGUACAAAUUGAAAAAUAGCGAGCGGUGAAAAGUUAACUUUAGAAUAUUUUAUUAAAAAUUCUUAAGAGCUCCACAGACUUUUAACUUAAUUUUUCUUAUCAAAUGGAAUUAUCAACUUUGACUGCUCAGCUUUUUAAUGAAAUCUCUCAAAAGUCGCGUGAAUAUAUAAAAUAAUUAUAAAAUGUGACCGUUCUGCCACUGCCAUAUUUUCAUGCCUUUAUAAUCUACGCGUUUUCCAUGCGUACUAAUUAUACCAUUUCCCGCAUGUAAAAAGUACAUUGAAAAACAUACGUAGAAACGAUAGAAAACACCGCGAUCGAAGUAUUUUCGUGGCACGUAGUAGUAAAUUAGGCAAGAUACAAUUUAGUAUGCUAGACUUUAUUCGAGAUUUUCAGGUGUAGCGAUCAUAAUUAACUUAUUAACUCGAGUUCAUUUAAAAUGGAGCUCGAUGGCUAGCUCUGCUUCAUCUAUUUUAUAGAAAUAUAGAGGGUGCGACAAAAUUGGUCAAUGUUUAAACAUUGUUAAGUGUAAAAGAUAUUUUUCGAUUUAAAAUGUUAAACAUUAUAAUGAAUUAGAGUAAUAAUUAAAAUAUUUUAAUAUUAAUGACUGUGUCCAUUUUGAAAUCAAUAAAAUUUGCAUUUAUAUUUAUAAAUUUUGUCGCAUCUUCUAUGCAGAGUAUCAUGAAACUGAUGGUACAAGUGGAAAGAUAAUGAUUCUUCAGAGAAAUGAAGUGGAAAAUUUGAAAACUUAUUUUUUCUCUCAUAAGAUAUAAUUUUGAAUAAGAUGAUCCCAAAUUUUGGGCUGAUAGUAUAUAAUAUCGCAUGUACACCGAUAUUUUUUAAGAGACAGACAUUUGCGUUCGUUAAAUGAAAGCAAAAUGGUCUCGUACCGGCGUCCAAAACACCAAAACGAUGAUCGAGUACAAAUUUUGUCGCGUUCUUCGCCGAGAUAUGAGCAAUCUCUAGGCUAUUUUUUCUUUUUGUAUUUUCAAUAAGAAUCUGACCGGGAGUUUAGCUAACUAGAAGUAUAUACGUUUCAACAGACUGCCAUAGUUAAUGUUAUUAUCGAGUACAUGUAUGUAUAUGUUAAUAAUCGUUUUGAUAGAAAUUAAAGGAUAAUUAGGAUGAUCUUUGUGAGAUAGGAUGAUGCUUCUACAAAUUGGAGCGAGUUACAAUAAAAAAAAAAAUUCCAAUGGAUAAAUGGAAAUAGUUAAUUAACAUUUUGAUGCUCCCUUUAUAUCUGACAGCUUUCUGUUAAUCGUUUAUAAUUUCAAAUUUGUAGUUUCACCCUAUUCUUUUGCAGCAAACGUAAAUAACAAGCAUUUACACCACAUAUAUUCAGAACUUUACUUCUUUAUUGAAUGAAACAGUCAAGUUUUCUUCCAUAAAUCAGUAUUUCUUAUAAUUAGAUACAAUUGUUAUAAACUAAGUACUUUAAGAAAUAUUUACAGUUGUCUUUAAAACUGAAUCAAUAAGUAAAAUAUUAAUUUUAAAUAUUACAUAAAGUACUUAAUUAUUGAUACUUAUAUGAAAAAUUGAUAUUGAUUUACAAAAGGAAAAUAACAUACAGAACAUUUUAUUUCUUUUUACUUUCACUCAACCCUUGAACGGCGGACCGCUAAGACAGUGACGAUUUCUUUCUUGAUUUUUACUUUUUAAACAUUUCAAAGUGUUUUAUUUAACAACUUGAAUGCCGAAUUUUAGUCUAAGCACCACUAUGUACAAGUUUCAUAGAUCUGGAUCAUCUGUGGUUCAAGGGUUGAAGCUAGCUCGAAACCAAUUUCUAGUAUCAUCCUGUAGAUCUACUGUCUUCCUUGAGGACAUGACAAGAGAAGAUUUCUAUUAUAGUAGUUUUUGUACAGCCGUAUGAUCAAAAUUUUUACACUUAUUACAUUGGCACGAAUCGUGCUAAAUAAAUCAAACGAUACGUUUCAUCGCAUUUGCAAAGAAUACCAAACGGGAAAGGAAAAGAGAAUCGUUAGAUCUGUCGUUUUCUUCACGUUUUCCAGCAACUCUUUUGAGUGAAUAAUACUGCCUUUUUAUCAAGUAUUCUUCAAUCAUCACUAUAGUGUGACCUGAGAUUCAUUUGAUUUUUCCUUUUUUCCCUGUUCUCGCAUAGCGAAAUGGCACUGUACAGUUUCGUUGAAUAAUUUAUUAGCACGUAUCGUUUUAAUACUAUUAAUGUAUAGCUUAAUGUAAAAAUGAUCCUUAGUACCAGUGUACGGCAAUUAUUUAAAAAUAUCUUAAAUCCAGAAAUAACAUUGUUCAGUGUUCACUUGAAAAUCCUCUCUAUUGUAUUAUUAUGUAGGUAUAAGAACACUUAUGCGAAUGUAUCAUUAUGUUGACAAAUAUAUGUAAACACUGCUACCCUUUUCAA